This is a messenger RNA of Phalacrocorax carbo (great cormorant), 1773 nucleotides long. The record is from RefSeq and is a predicted model, not a curated record. Lineage: Eukaryota; Metazoa; Chordata; Aves; Suliformes; Phalacrocoracidae.
CUGACUCUUUAAAAAGUCAGCUCCAGUUGCUUUAUGUACUACAACACUUUACCAAGCUGAGGGAAAGGAAUCAAGAAGGAAUAAAUAAGGCUGAAGCAUGAACAAGACAGAAUUCAUCACUGUUGUGGGAUUUGCCAUAUCAUUGCUGUUCCACAUGACCCAAACUGAAGCCUGUCCUCCCUCCUGCAACUGUAAGUCACUAGGAGAAAUGAAGGGUUUGCAUGUAGACUGCAGCUCAAGGAAGCUGACGGAAGUGCCUGCCUUGCCGGUUAACACCAAGCGCCUUUAUCUACAGAACAACAGCCUGACCUCAGUUCCUCCCGGUGCCCUGGACACCUUGCACAGCCUGGAGGAAGUGAAAAUAUUUGACAAUCCUUGGAACUGUGACUGUCAUAUUCUGUAUCUAAAACUCUGGUUAGAAGACAUCUCUGCACCCUUUCUUGCAAACAUCAGAUGCGCAAACCCAGCUCUGCUGAGGAUGAAGCCCUUGAGGCAGCUGACUGGGAAUGAGCUGGGGGUUUGUAAGAGGCUUCUCCCAAUCAAGUGUCUUGAGUUCUUUUGGCGAGACCUCAUUUUAAUUGCUGGAACAAUAAUUACACUUAUUUUAGUAGCAUGGGCUCUGAAAUUCUCAAAAAAGCUGGUCUGCCAAAUAAACCUAAGCCAGUAUUACUCUAGGGGCUGACUGUUGGGGAGGCAUACCCCAAAAAACCACAAGGUUUGAUGAGCUGUUCACUACCCCUAUCUUGAACAGAAAUUUCAAACUAAUCUACCACAAAAAAGCGCACAUGCACUGGCAACACUAGUUUUAAUGGUGAAUGUGCUACAAACUAAUCCCAGGGCUUAAAGUCUGGUUCAACAGAUAGGCAAGUUUGAUUUAAUUUCCUUUCACAAACAAGCUUGGUGAUGUAUUGACAGGCAAGUUUCAUCCUGCUGCAGUCUACUCGUAUGAAAAGCAGUUUCUAAAUUUCUAAAAAUCAUUUACCUUGGCAUUUUUCCACUGAAUUUGCAGGUUUUAUAGCAAGAAGAUUUACAUCCCCAAUUCCUACCUUUUUUAAUAUAUGGAGAUGAACACCAAUUGUACUAUUUCAGCAGUUCUCACUCGGAAGCUGUGUGAGUUUGCAACCCAUUAACCCCUCACAGUGUCCCACUGGGCUUGGUAGGACCAUUCUUGUGUGCAAACAAAUUCAGCCAUCUCUUCCUCAGGUGCAGGAGCUUCCUGCAAGAAAAACCACUUGAUUAUAUAGGCCAGCCACUGAAUAUAACCCUUAUUGGAUAAGUUUAAAAACAGACUGCUAAUGGGAAUGUAACCAGUAAAAGCAAUUUUAAAUAUUGUUGAAUUUCCUAGAGAGUGAACAAUAAAAAAGUAUUCUAUGUGAAAUUGAAAUAAUGGAUGGUUAUUGAACAUUCAUACUCAGCCAAGUUUGAUCUAUUUCACAAUUCUACACAUUUCUGAUUAAAAUCCUAAGAAAUUUCCAGAGUUUGUCUUCCAGUCUCACCAUUGACAUUUGAUACACUGGUUUUUAUGCAACAGCUUUGAAGAGGAUGUACUCUCUUCCCUUCUCUUCUUGUGCCCCCAUUCUCAUUGAAAAACUGUUGUGGUGACUCAAGCAUAUUGUUUUCUCCCUAACCUGAUUAUUCACAAGACUUCAAGAACAGCAGUUCAUGUUGUGACCCCAUCUGGUCUGGUGAAGUUAGGCUAGUUAGACGGGAGAUAUCUGAAGGUCUUCUAAAAUUAAUACUACUGUUUGCAGUUCAAUUUAAGACACAUUUUGC